CCGAGACUUGGCCGGCAAAACCAAAAACUCAAAUAAAUCCCUGGAAACCGAUCCCAAAAUCAAAUCCCUUCAUAUUCGGAAAAAAAUAAAAGUAAAAGUAAAAGAAAAUAAUAAUAUUAGCAGAGAGAGUUUGGUUAUUUGAGAAGUCUCUGCUUUGCCUGCCAGCGUUGAUCGGCGAAGGAGUAGGCGUAGACAUGGCUGGUCAAUGAGCUGCGUUGGACUGUCCGUACAUCGUAUAAACUGUAGCCCUAAGCGCAAUGGAAGGUGGGUCCCCAGACCAGGGAUCAGUUGGGUCUGGGACAAAGAGGUCUAGUGCAUCAUCUGGCAGUAGGCCUCGUAAUCGCAAGGAAUUUCUUUAUAGAUUUGUGGACAGUGGCAUGCUGACUGCAAAACUUGAGGACUGGUUUGAAUCUAUAUCCAAUAAAUCAGAACCGAAGAAACCUGCCUUUGAUGUGCCUUUUGAAUUGAUAGAACUUCAAAAGUUUGACUAUGCUUUGGAAGGGAUUUCAUUUCAGCAGGUGAUUAGGAUGCCCAAUGCCGUUUAUGCUUCAACAUCUGAUGCUGUCGAAGCAACUGCUUAUCUUGCUAUUGAAGAUUUUUUGCAUGCCGGUGUGAAGGGCUUGUGGGAAGCAUUCUGGAGUCAGGAUGAGCCAAUGCCUUUCUCUGUUGCUUGUCUAUACGAUGAAAACUUAAAAUUCUAUCAGGCUGAGAAAGCAGUUGCUGAUGGUAAGCUUGGAGGUCUUUGUGCUACUGGUAUAUUGCUUACAAACCCUAGACAUCCCCAUGGGAAGUGGGAUCAAAUUCUUGAACUGGCUCUUUUAAGGCCUGAUAUCAGAAACUUUGCGAUGGAUAGUGACAGGCAGCUCCCUCUAUCUGUUUUAGGUGAGGCCCUUUUCUAUGCUCUACGUGUAUUAUUAUCAAGAAGCUUGAGCAGACUGAACUACUCUCAGAGUUCAAACUCAGUUUUUAUUCUUCUUGUUGAUUCUCAGUAUGGUGGGGUAGUAAAGGUUGAAGGAGAUGUAAAUAAGUUGGUGUUUGAUGUCAAUAAUGUUUAUGAAUGCGCUGCUGAAUGGAUUAUAAAACAUUCUAGGAUUGCAGUCUCUUCGGUUGAUAGGAUCUGGAACAAGCUUGGAAAUGCCAACUGGGGAGAUAUCGGCACUUUACAAGUACUUUUUGCUACCUUCCAUUGUAUCAUGCAAUUCGCUGGAUUUCCCAAGCAUUCAGUAGAGGAUUUAGCUGCUGAUCAUGGUCCUCGUCUCCAAGCAAGAAGGGCUGAGAGGCAGUUGGGGGAUGCCCGGGUGAAUGGAAAUGGUCUAUUUCGGUUCCAGCAACGCAGUGUAUCCCCUGAAAUUGUUGAAGUUAAAGAUGAUUCUGUCAAAAUUGAGACUGAACAGUUAAUGAAGCUAGAAGUAGGAUCUGUAUUAUGGUUGGAGGAUUCUAACUGGCAAAAAGGUUACCAGAUCAAUCAAGUCUUGAAUAACAGUGAACAUCCAUAUUAUAUUGCAUCUCCAGUUGAAGAUCCUCAGAAAAGGCUGUUUCUGUAUGUUGGUUCUCAUCCUUCCCAGCUGGAGCCUGCGUGGGAGGAUAUGAAUCUGUGGUAUCAGGUUCAGAGGCAGACCAAAAUUUUGACUAUUAUGAAACAGAAAGGUCUAUCUAGCAAGUAUCUACCUCAGUUGAGUGCUUCUGGCAGGAUUAUUCACCCUGGUCAGUGUCAGCGACCCAGCUCUGGUGGGAACUGUGAUCACCCCUGGUGUGGCACCCCCAUUCUUGUGGCCAGCCCAGUUGGUGAAACAGUGUCUCAGUUGAUAAGUGAGGCCAGAUUUGGUAUGGAGGAGGCUGUUAGGUGUUGCCAUGAUUGCUUAUCUGCACUUUCGACUGCUGCUUCUGCAGGGAUUCGCCAUGGAGACAUCAGGCCAGAGAACAUGGUUUGUGUCAGAUCUGCUGUGAGGCAACCUUAUUUUGUUCUUAUUGGUUGGGGACGUGCUAUACUUGAAGAUAGGGACCGCCCUGCAAUGAACCUUCAUUUCUCUUCAACUUACGCUCUCCAGGAGGGAAAGCUGUGCUCAGCUUCAGAUGCAGAGAGCCUUGUUUAUAUGCUUUAUAUUUCCUGUGGUGGAGUUUUACCUGAUCUUGAUUCAGUUGAGGGGGCACUGCAGUGGAGAGAGACUUCUUGGUCUAGGAGAUUGAUUCAGCAGAAGUUAGGUGAUGCGUCAACUGUGUUGAAAGCAUUUGCCGAUUAUGUUGAUAGUCUAUGUGGGACACCGUAUCCCAUGGACUAUGAUAUAUGGCUAAGAAGGUUGAGGAGAAAUAUAAAUGAGGAUGAUCAUGGGAAGGAAAUUGAUACGUCGGGCUAAGGUUUAUUUUUUCCUUUUCAAGGGCCACUCCAUUAGAAGUGAUCCCCUCUGGAUCAUCUGGAGCAUUAACAAUUCCUGGCUGCAAUGACAUGAAAUUUUGUUGGAAGUGUUUGAUACCUAAUGCCAAAUGUCCAAUGUGAUGAUCUGGAGUCCAUUGAUUGAGACAGAAUACUUGUUUAAAAUUUCGGAGACUGGCAUGACUGCAUCCCUUGAAGAAGUUCAAGCAUGGAAACUCGUUUACGGUGAUGUUUGUGCUGUUCCUUGCUCUGGAAAUGAUUUUGGGAUUGCUUCUCAAGGGAAUCUGCAAAGAUGAGCAUGAUUUUCAAGAAUUUUUUGAGCUUUUGUGGUAGAGUGUCCGUGGUGGAACCGAGAAUUUAAAAUUAUAUGGAUAUGUUUGCAUGCAGUUCCCUAGUACAGUAGGGGACCCCAAAAAAAGAAAAUAAUUUAUUUUUGCACUUAUGAAGAGUUUGUUUUAUAAGAGAAUAUGUGAUGUAUUUAUUACCAUUUCUUUGUAAAGAUCCAAACCAUUGAAAGUUUGUGUAAUUGCUACAUAUGAGUUGACAUAAGUAGUCCAUUGUGUCCAGGGCAUCAUUCUCUUCUGUAAAUGUAUUAGUGUUUUGGUU
This is a messenger RNA of Prunus dulcis (almond), 2977 nucleotides long. RefSeq lists its product as uncharacterized. NCBI's taxonomy places the organism in Eukaryota, Viridiplantae, Streptophyta, Magnoliopsida, Rosales, Rosaceae. The record is from RefSeq and is a predicted model, not a curated record. The transcript has 2 exons. The coding region runs from base 258 to 2354 and encodes 698 amino acids.